AUGGAGAUUAUGGUCUUCACAAAUUGGCACACAAGCCUUCUGCAUUUGCAAGCGGAAGCGCAUUUCCAUUUUGGAAACAAUGGAUCUAUAAAUGUGUGCGUAUACAUUCUCCAUGGGAUGCUAACACCAAAAGAACUAGGGGGGACAAAUGGCUCUCAGCACGAAAUAGAUAUCUCAGAUGAAGAAGAAUUCAUUAGCCGGCCUAGCUUACUACAUCGGCUAGGUUGGAUCUUGCUACGGUUUUUAGUACCCGAUAUCAAGAAUUUGCAUGACAAAAAGUUGGUCAAUGAUGAAGCAAGUAACCUCCUUGGUUGCAUUUUUAAGGAAAUAAGAGGCAUGAGUGACUUAGAGCUUCAAAGAAUGGAAAUUGAUAAGGUGGUGCACAAUGCCAUUAAGCAUGGGAUAGUUGAGUUCGUCGAUGAACUACUAACAUACAAUCCAGACUUCAUAUGGAGGAAAGACAAAAGAGGAAGAACAAUCUUUUCACAUGCAAUUAUUCUUCGCCAAGAAAAAAUAUUCAGUCUUUUCUAUAGAUUGAGACCAAAGAAGAGCAUAGUGGCGAGUCGACACGAUAUAUUUCAUAACAAUUUUCUACAUCUCGCAGCUAAACUCUCUCCUCCGGCGCAACUUGAUCGUAUUUCGGGAGCGGCCUUACAAAUGCAGAGGGAACUUCAGUGGUAUAAGGAGGUGGAAAGUUUAGUACAACCUAAAUACAAAGAUCAAGUGAAUGAAAGCCAUAGAAAGCCCGACUCUUUAUUCAGUCAUGAACACAAGGAGCUUGCAAAAGAAGGCGAAAAAUGGAUGAAGAACACUGUUGGAUCAAGUAUGAUCGUAGGAACUCUUAUUGCUGCAGUCAUGUUCACAACUGCCUUCACUAUGCCUGGCGGGAAUGAGGCCCAAUCUGGCCUACCCAUAAUGUUAAACACUGACAGAAACACAUUCUUGAUAUUUAUGAUAUCAAAUGGACUUUCUCUCUUUGCAUCAUCAACUUCCGUGUUGAUGUUCUUAGGAAUUCUCACUGCACGAUACGCAGAGGAUGAUUUUCUUGUUUCCUUGCCCACCAAAUUGAUCUUUGGAAUUGCGUGCCUUUUUGUUUCUAUCGUUACCAUGAUAAUAUCAUUUGCUGCUGCAAUGUAUCUUAUGCUACAUAAAAUGUUAUCCUGGGUCUCCAUACCUCUUAUUAUACUAUCUACUCUCCCGGUUGUUCUUUUCUCUGCACUUCAGUUUCCUCUCCUAAUUGAAAUGGUUAUUCGCACAUAUGGUUCGACAAUUUUUGACAAACAUAAAAAACAUGCCUCUUUUGUAAAGAAACCUUUGCAAACCUCCCACUACAAAAAAGAGGGCUUUCAGUGACAAAUAUCCCUCGGUGUAGGUGGAGCGAUCCGACAGUGAAGGUUUAUCGUGAAACAUGGCGUGAAUAAAGAAUUUACGGACUAGGUGUGUUUACCAAAACGAUCCUCAACGGAAGCUUCAGUAACGAAUAGGUACCUCGUUGUCAGAACCAAGGCUUGUUUCACUGAAGGAUCACGAUGGUAAGUUAAUAAUGGUCUCGAUCAUGAUGGUAGUGUGUGUUUGCUCAUGAUAGUAUUUGUCCAUUGUAAUCCCAUGAUUAUUAAUUAUUCUUUAAUAUAAAUUCUUGAUCAUUUUGAAUAAAC
Molecule: messenger RNA, 1655 nt
Organism: Helianthus annuus (common sunflower)
Lineage: Eukaryota; Viridiplantae; Streptophyta; Magnoliopsida; Asterales; Asteraceae
Exons: 4
Coding region: 1-1353 (450 amino acids)
Source: RefSeq, a predicted model, not a curated record